Molecule: messenger RNA, 2939 nt
Organism: Haliaeetus leucocephalus (bald eagle)
Lineage: Eukaryota; Metazoa; Chordata; Aves; Accipitriformes; Accipitridae
Gene: CEP112
Product: centrosomal protein 112kDa
Exons: 25
Coding region: 21-2939 (972 amino acids)
Source: RefSeq, a predicted model, not a curated record
UUGAUCACUGUGUUGUGGAUAUGAAGCCUCAUGUUCUAAAACUACAGCAUCGGUCAGAACGACAAAGAUGUGCACUGUGGAUUAAAAAGCUAUGUGAGCCCUCAGGAGCAGGCACAGGAAUAGCGGGAAGGAAGAAUCGGAACCUAUAUGCAAAACUUUUGCUCCACAUGCUAAAGCGAGGUGUGCUGGAAGGUCCUUUUACCCAUAAACCAGAACCGGGCAUACUGAAAACUUUACCUUCAUACAUGUCAAUUUAUUUUGAUGAACCAAAUUCAACAAGAGUUCGGAGUAGUAGCCCAGACUGCUUACCUGACUGGGUAAUGGGAGAACUAGGAAACAGUGAAUCUAAGCAGGAGGAAUCGUGGAAGAUAUCUUCUAGAGAGGAAUCCUCUUUAGCAACACCACUUACAUAUGGGGAAAGAUUCAAGUACAAUGAGAAGCCAGUAUUAAGAUCGCAUUCUAUGAGUCCUCCUCACCGGACAGAUGAAGAUAACCUAGCCACACCACUGUCUGACCAUCGUCAUAAAAAAACCAUUUCUUUGGAUGACAGUGACCUUGAAGCACGUCUCAAUAGUUGGAAUCUUGGGCUGGACAUGAAAAUGAAAAUAGCAGAAGGUAAAUUUCAUGAAGAAAAACUUAAAUUACAGCAGAAGCACGAUACUGAUGUUCAAAAGAUUUUGGAUAGAAAGAAUGAUGAAAUAGAGGUAUUGAAGUCCCUCUACAAAAACAAACAAAAUGAAGCUGAGGAGACAAUUAGAAAACUGGAGAAAAAAGUUCAGACCCUUGUUCGUGAGUCACAAGUCAUCAGAGAAGCAAAAGAGAAGCAGAUUGUGGAGUUAAAGAAGAUGUGUGAGCAAAGCAAUGAGUCUUUGAACAAUGAGUGGGAGAAAAGGCUUCACAAUGCUGUGGCUGAGAUGGAGAAGGAGAAGUUUAACAUUCGAAAGAAGCACACAGAAGAUAUGCAGGAACUGCUGGAGGACACCAAUGCUCGUCUUAGCAAAAUGGAGGAAGAUUAUUCGGAACAGAUAAAGUCAACUAACCAGACGGUCAAAAAACUGGAGGCUCGUGUCCAGCAGUUGACUGUUGAGGCUGAAAAUAGUAAUUUACAGCGUCAAAAAUUAUCUCAAGAAAAGACUGAUGCAGAACAACGUUACCAGGCGGUAUGCUCUGAACUUCAGGAAGUGAAAGCAAGGCAGAGCUCACUUCAGAAGGACAAGGACCGUAUUAUACAGGAAUAUGAGGAGAACAUUCAGCAACUACAAAGUAAAUAUGAUGUUGAUAUAAAUUUUAUAAAGCAGGAACAUGCUCUCUCUGCAGCUAAGGCAUCUGAUGUGAUUGAAGAAUUACAGCAUAGUGUGUCUCUAUUAAAACAACAGUUACAAGAUUCAGAACAUCAAAGACAGCAACAGCAGAGGGAUCAAGAAUACAAGCUUCAACAGGACAAACUUCACUUGGAGCGUGUAUAUGAGAAACAGAUUCAUGGCAUCCGGAAUGAUCUUGAUAAAGAAAGAGGGGAUGCUCAAAAGAAAAUUCGCAAACUGGAAGAGACAUUGAAGGAGAAGGAGGAGCAGCUGACUCGGGUGACAGAGGUACAGAGGCUGCAGGCCCAGCAGGCAGAUGCUGCCCUGGAGGAGUUUAAGCGGCAGGUGGAGCUGAACUCAGAAAAAGUCUAUGCUGAAAUGAAACAGCAGAUGGAAAAGGUUGAAGCAGAUCUAAGCAGAUCAAAAUCGCUCCGGGAAAAGCAAUCCAAAGAAUUCUCCUGGCAAUUGGAAGAGCUCAAGCAAAGAUACGAGCAACAGAUAGUGGAGCUGAAGCUGGAGCAUGAACAGGAGAAGACGCACCUAUUCCAGCAGCACAACGCAGAGAAGGACUGCCUGGUCCGAGAUCAUGAACGGGAAAUCGAGAAACUGGAAAAACAGCUUCGCGCUGCCAUGGCAGAGCACGAGAGUAAAACUCAAGAAUGCAGGAAACGAGACGGACAGGUUAUCUGUGAUAUGGAGAACCAAAUCCACGUGCUGAGGGAAGAGCUUAUUCAGGUAAACGCUCAGCGGAAGCAGCAGCUGCUGGAGCUGAGCCAUCAGUGGGAAGAGGAGAAGCAGAGGGCAGCUCGAGACCAUGAGACAGCAGUGAAUAAGCUGAAAGUGGAAGCCGAAAAAAUGACAUUAGACCUCAAAAAGAUACAUGUGGCAGAAACAGAGAAGGCCUUGGACAAGGCAAACAGCCGGCUGAAGCAGGCUGAGAAGGAGUACAGUCAGAAGCUGGCUAAAUCCUCGCAGAUCAUAGCUGAACUUAAGACAACCAUUUCCUCUCUGACAGAGGAGAACAGCCGGCAGCAGCUUGCCACCGAGCAGCGGCUCCAGGAAGUUGUACACAAGUUUGAAGAUAAGAAGCAGCAGCUGAUUACAGAUAAUGACAGAGCAAUCAAGGCCUUACAAGAUGAAGUGGAAAGUUACCGCAAUCAGGCGCGGGCUGCAGAGAAGAAGCUGCAACGCUGGGAGCUGGAGACCCACGAACAGAUGACCCAUGUACGACAAGAAUAUGAAACCACACUCAAAGGUUUGAUGCCAGCAUCUUUGAGACAGGAACUUGAAGACACUAUUGCAUCUUUAAAAUCUCAGGUAAAUAUUCUGCAGAAAAGAGUCUCUGUCCUCCAGGAAGAGCUGAACACCUACCACACCAGAAGGAAAAGACCUCGGAGCGAGAAUGAAAACACCAUGAUGACAAAUGUAGCUACCGUUGCCAGUUAUAUCUAUCGUUGGGGUUGCUCCCGCUGCGGCACUGACAGCGGCAGCAAGACCCCCCGUAUCGCUGCUGACAGGGACGGCCACCUCUCCUCCCUCGCCCCAGCGCCACCGGCGCUCAACGUGCCACGCACCGGGCAGAAUUCGGAGGGUUCUGACCGCUCGAGUGCCCGCGGCUGGACGCGGCUGUCCCGCUGA